Messenger RNA from Loxodonta africana (African savanna elephant), 1249 nucleotides. It is a transcript of the gene OSER1, whose product is annotated as oxidative stress responsive serine rich 1. The transcript is spliced from 4 exons. Lineage: Eukaryota; Metazoa; Chordata; Mammalia; Proboscidea; Elephantidae. Gene Ontology annotation, biological process: cellular response to hydrogen peroxide. The record is from RefSeq and is a predicted model, not a curated record. Bases 150 to 1031 code for a protein of 293 amino acids.
GGGCCGUCCCCUCCGCGGGUUUGGAUCCGGGUCAGUCAGGCGCCGCGAUCCGGGAUAGACGAUCUGAACUGACGGCACCGGAUCAACAGAGCGCCCCAGCUGCGAGGAGUACUAACGGGAACAUCCACAGUAGUGUAAAGACUUUCACAAUGAAAUCUGAAGCCAAGGACGGGGAGGAGGAGAGUCUACAAACUGCUUUCAAGAAGUUAAGAGUGGAUGCAUCAGGGUCCAUAGUGUCUCUGUCUGUUGGAGAAGGUACAAGUGUUAGAACGUCAGUCAGAACAACUACAGAUGAUGCCAAACCCAAAACCACGUGUGCAUCUAAAGACAGCUGGCACGGGUCUACAAGGAAGUCUUCACGAGGAGCAGUAAGAACCCAGCGUCGCCGACGUUCUAAGUCUCCUGUCCUUCAUCCCCCAAAGUUUAUACAUUGCAGUACAAUAGCUGCUGCUUCCAGCAACCAGCUAAAGCACAAAAGCCAGACUGACUCCCCUGAUGGCAGCAGUGGGCUGGGAAUUUCAGCCCCUAAAGAGUUCAAUGCAGGAGAGUGUGCUGCUUCUCCUCCUGAUGCUAAUCACCCAGGGGCAGUCAUUGGGCCUUUGAGAACUUCGGUUCCAGGGCUCCCAUCACAGAGUGAAAAGGAAGACCCCUCUGAUGCUACCCAAGUCUCCCAAGCAAGUCUCAAGGCCAAUGAUCUCUCUGACUUUCAAUCCGUUUCCAAGUUAAACCAGGGCAAGCCAUGUGCAUGCGUAGGCAAGGAGUGCCAGUGUAAGAGAUGGUAUGAUAUGGAAGUGUACUCCUUUUCAGGCCUGCAGAAUGUCCCGCCCUUGGCCCCAGAACGAAGAUCCACGCUUGAGGACUAUUCUCAAUCGCUCCACACCAGAACUCUGUCCGGCUCUCCCCGUUCCUGUUCUGAGCAAGCUCGAGUCUAUGUGGAUGAUGUGACCAUUGAGGACCUGUCAGGCUACAUGGAAUAUUACUUAUAUAUUCCCAAGAAAAUGUCCCACAUGGCUGAAAUGAUGUACACUUGAUAGCAAGAAGUUAAUUAAUGUGCUUUAAACCAAUGAGGGGUUGUCAGAGAGAUUUAGUUAAUGGCAGACCUUGCGGCCACUUUGUGUGAGAAGACAUCUCCUUCUGCUCACUGUGCUUGCAAUAAAAACAUGUCUUGGCAUCUCAGUUAAUCUGCAUUCUUUAAACUUCCUUUCUGGGUUCUUACAUUCCCGCCAAGGCAAGCAGAUCUCAAAAACAG